Molecule: messenger RNA, 1479 nt
Organism: Tinamus guttatus (white-throated tinamou)
Lineage: Eukaryota; Metazoa; Chordata; Aves; Tinamiformes; Tinamidae
Source: RefSeq, a predicted model, not a curated record
AUGGUAGCUGUGUCAAUGACCAUGAUCCAAGUGUCCACAACCGCGCUGCUGCUGCGGCCCGGUGACAAGCAGUGCCUCGUUGCUCGCUCAAAGUGUUACCUUAAACUCGGAGACACGGAAAAUUCCCUGAAGGAUGCGGAAGCCUCCCUGCAAAAUGACAAAACGUUCUCCAAGGGACUUUAUCAGAAAGCCGAGACCCUCUACACCAUGGGUGACUUCGAAUUUGCACUCGUGUUUUAUCACCGAGGCUACAGACUACGUCCAGAACUGCAGAAGUUCAGGCUGGGUAUCCAGAAGUGCCAGGAGGCCAUUGUGAACUGCUUUGGAAGUCCUUCCUCAGUUAAACUGGAGAAUAAUGAGGACAUCUGCUUUCUAAGCAGGCAGGCAGAGAGCAGAAAAGCCCAGCAGAAGCUCCAAAUCAAACUGACCAAGGACCAAAAGCGGAUGAGCAAACCGGAACGUGUGAGGAAUCCGCAAACGGAGCGACAGCUUCUUGGAGAGCUUUAUGCUGACAAGGCCUUCCUAGAAAAGCUGCUCAAGGAUGAAGACUUGAUGAAGAGCAGCACCAAGCAGGGCAUGAAAGUAAAGGACCUGGUUCUGGGUGGCAUUACCUACCUGAACACACGCACCGAAUUCUGGCAGCAGCAGAAACCUAUUUACGCCCGGGUGAGGGAGCGCAAGCUCAGGCAGCAAAGGUGGAUCCGAGACAAGAAGCGAAAACCAGAUGAAGUUGCCAGAUACAUUGUGAAGAGCAUGGAAGACAUUGAUAUGUUGCUGGCGGGCGGCUCCCCAGAGGAAAGCUUGAAGAAAGCUGAGCACGUGCUGAAGACAAUACAAGGGUGGACAGACGAGGAGGUGCCCAACAGGAGUGAACUGGUUGGGAACCUCCACAACUGCAUGGGGAACGCCCAGAUGGAGAUGGGCCGCAUGGAUGCAGCUCUGCAAAGCCACCAAACAGAUCUGGAGCUUGCCAGGCAGAACAAUUUGCCAGAGGCCAUAUCCAGAGCCCUUGAUAACAUUGGCAGAGUUUAUGCCAGAAUCGGCAAAUUCCAGCAAGCUAUCGACACUUGGGAGGAGAAGAUUCCAAUGGCAAAAUCCAGCCUGGAGAAGACCUGGUUGUUCCACGAAAUUGGCCAGUGUUACCUGGAACUGAACCAAGCUGAGGAAGCCCGGAGCUAUGGACAGAAGUCCUUGCAGUCUGCGGAUGAGGAGGGCGAUGUCGAGUGGCAGCUCAAUGCGAGCGUGCUGGUGGCACAAGCACAAGUAAAAUUAAAGGAUUACCAGGCUGCAAUCAUCAACUUUGAAAAAGCACUUGAGAAGGCAAAGCUCAUCCACAACGAUGAUGCUCAACAGGCCAUCAUUAUUGCCUUAAAUGACGUGAGCAAAAGCUUCAUCAAAGAUCUGAAAGCAGCAGAAAAAGAAACGACAGCUGGCAGGUUAAAAAAAAAAAGAAAUUGCAAUUGUAUCAAACUUGAUUGA